AUGCUCGGGUACUCGCGUCGUGGCGCGUGUAAGUAGCUUUCUUCAUUCUUCACUGAUAUGAAUAGUUUUUGGCCGGUAGCACUAAAACCUCACAGAAUAAUUUGAGACAUCAUUAGUGAAGCGCUUUAAGGCAUGCUCAAACGGGGAAAUCGGAUGCUGAAACAACAAAAUAAUGCCCGGCAUAUGCGAAUGCCGCUUAUUACUAUAUUUCUCGUUUUAAUUUGUGUCCUAGUUUUGAUUUUGUAUAGAGAAGCUGGAGAAAGAUCUGAUUCAUCAUCUGGUUUAUUGAUACGAAAUUGGAAUAGCUUUAGCUCUUCGGUUAAGUUAGACCCAACUGUGGAGUUCAGAAAUGGAACAGAUUUAAUAUGGCAAAUCCCAGCCUCACCCAAGGCAAUUCUCUUUUUGGCACAUGGUUGUAAUGGUAAAGCAGCUAACUUUUGGGAUAGAUCACCUAAGUGCCCAGAUUGUGCGGGUCUACCUGAAGAAAGGCUAAUCGUCCUUAAUGCCUUAGCUAGGAGAUUUGCAGUUCUUGCAGUAACUAGUGCUGGGAGGUGCUGGUCGUUUGAAGAGGAAAGGUUGAUUGUUAAAGAUAUUAUUGAGAGGUGGAUUGUGAAACAAAAGCUUCAAAGCUUGCCUCUUGUAGCGUUGGGUGCUUCAUCUGGUGGAUAUUUCGUUUCAGCCCUUGCAACGGAUUUAAGAUUUAGUAGCAUCACAAUAAUGAUUGCCGAGGGAUUGUUUGGUCAAAUGGACAUACCGAAGAACUACCCUCCUACCCUUUUCGUGCACAUGCCCAAAGAUGAAAGGAGAAGACGGAGAAUACAGAGAUACUUGACACUCUUGAAGGUAAAAGGCAUUGAUGUUGCUGAGGUCAAAUGCAUGGAGUUUGCAUUGUCACCUAAUCUCUUAGCUGAUAGGAUUCCGGGUCUUGAUCUAACUACCUCUGAGAAGUUGUAUAGUCUGUUCCAGGAAAAGGGUUUCAUUGAUAUGAAAGGUUUCAUGAGAAAUGAUGGGCGUGCUCUACAAUGGAAAGCGGCUGUCAAGGAGAGAGAGAUUAUUCUCCCAGACAAGUCCAUAGCGAAUCGCAUUCAAGAGGAAAUGAAUCUUGCGUUUGCUUAUCAUGAAAUGACCAGCUUGCAGUCUGAACAAAUAUUUAACUGGUUUGAAACUCAUAUGAGCUGAUCAGAAUUCUUAUGCUGUGUAAUUUUCCUCUAGUCAGCAGGGGGAGACUAUCAGUACCCCGGUUUUGGAGCUGACAACAGACCUCAGUACCGUUGUGUUGCUCAUGGUUUUUCAUGAGGUCGAUGUUCAAGUUGGAAUAACUGUGGCCACGUUGUGAUGGAAAAUAUCGUAUCAGCAUUCAAACUUCAUACAUGUGAAAAGGGCUGCCUACUGUUAUUUAUCUGGUUUCCUUUUCUUAUGGGCAGAAAAGAGUGUAUAGUGCAAGACACUUAGACUAGGUCUAUUUGCUUGUCCUUAGAAAUGAAACUUCAAGUGUAGGUUGCUGUAAGUUCUGAUCACCAUUAAAGGAAACACAAGCCUUUCUGUUCUUGAAGAGAUUGGGAAAAUGAAAUCAAAGUAUUUAUCUCUUUUACUUUAA
This is a messenger RNA of Nicotiana attenuata, 1597 nucleotides long. RefSeq lists its product as uncharacterized. Lineage: Eukaryota; Viridiplantae; Streptophyta; Magnoliopsida; Solanales; Solanaceae. The record is from RefSeq and is a predicted model, not a curated record. The transcript is spliced from 2 exons. Bases 133 to 1179 code for a protein of 348 amino acids.